Messenger RNA from Microcebus murinus (gray mouse lemur), 1066 nucleotides. NCBI's taxonomy places the organism in Eukaryota, Metazoa, Chordata, Mammalia, Primates, Cheirogaleidae. The record is from RefSeq and is a predicted model, not a curated record.
AGCAACCGCGCCGUCAACAACGCUAAGCAAUCCCCAGAGGAAUGGAAAGAGUUUUUUUCUUCCCGAGAGAAGACUGCUAACAAGGGGUCGGAGGGGAAUUGCGUGAAAGAGAGAAACCUGAAUUUCUUGAGACGGCAAGGGAGUAAGGAAGGAAAGGGGAAGCAGUGAAGAAAGGGACGGAGACACUGGACAGGGAGACAAAAGUUGAGGAUAGUUUUUAAGGAGUCAUUUGGUGGCCAUGGAUCCAGCGGGCUCUUCUGAGUGCAUUUAUAACCUCAUACCCAGAGAACUGAAGGCGCCUCCCCAGCCUCCUAGGUACAUAUCAAUUUUUAGGGCAGGUGUAAAAGAUGACAUGAAAAAGUUUAAAAAUGCAAUGAAAACUAUGGGACCAGCAAAAGUUGAAUUACCUUCUCCAAAGGAUUUCCUAAAGAAACAUUCAAAGGACAAAGCUCUACCACCAAAAAAAAAGUUCGAUUGGAAUGAACCCAGAAAGCCUGCCGUGCCAUUAAGAGAUGACCAUCCAGUCAUGGGAAUACAGAGUGGAAAAAAUUUUAUAAACACAAAUGCAGCUGAUGUCAUCAUGGGAGUGGCUAAAAGGCCUAAACCAAUUUAUGUUGACAAGAGAACUGGAGACAAGCAUGAUCUUGAAACCUCAGGACUACUUCCAAAGUACAUCAAUAAGAAGGAUUAUGGUGUCAUACCUGAAUACAUAUGUAAGCGAAAUGAGGAAGUAAAGAGAGCCCAAGAAGAAUAUGAUUCUUAUAUCCAGGAAAAACUCAGGAAAGCCGCUAUGAAAAGGCUCUCCGAUGAAGAAAGGGAGGCAGUUCUGCAGGGACUGAAAAAGAACUGGGAGGAGGUACACAAAGAGUUCCAGUCCCUCUCUGUCUUCAUAGAUUCCACCCCAAAAAAGAUGCGCAAGCAGAAGCUGGAAGAAGAAAUGAAGCAGCUGGAACACGACAUUGCUGUGAUCGAAAAGCACAAAAUUAUUUAUAUUGCCAAUAAGUGAUAAUGGGUUUCUAAAGUAUAAUAGCUUUAAUGUAGGAAUAAAACAUGGAAAAUAUGAAAA